AUCCUCCCUCCCUCCCCGCUCGGCCGUUGCUCCCACCGACCACAUCUUGAUUCUCCUGGAGAGACGUUCUCGGGGGACUGCCACCAACAUUUAUUCUUAGCUUUAGUCUCAGCUCUCGCUCCGCACUUGUCCUCCACUCGUCUUUUUCUCUGUCUUUUCCUUCUGUAUUUGGUUUAUCCCGUUUAGUUUGAUUCAACUUUUUCCUGCUUCCUGUCAAAAGUUUUUUUUUUUUUUUGUCUUUUAGUUUGUGACUCAACACUAUCUUGUCUCGUUUUUGUUUGGUCCCAACUAAACUUUCAGCUUUUUUUUUUCUAGCAUUAUUUUAAUAAUUUUUUUUUCUCCAAAAAUUCCUAGUCAUCAAGUUUUUCAACUGCUGCCUCCUCUUCAACUCCCUCCAUCCUCCUCCUCUUGAACAGCUCUGCACUCGUGCAUGAUGGGAAAGACGGAGCUGUAUUCUCUCUUCAAGGGUCUCCUGGACUGUGUUUGCCUCUGUCUACCUCGGAGCGGUGAAGAAGCUGCAGACAUAAAUAACCAGCGGGACACGGAGAACGGUCACCUGAUCUACAAAAAUGGAGACAUCCUGGUGGACAGAUAUGAGAUCAUGGACACUCUGGGGGAGGGAACGUUUGGGAAGGUGGUGCAGUGUGUGGACCGCAGCAGGGGGGGAAGCCAAAUCGCUCUGAAGAUAAUUAAAAACCUGGAGAAAUACAGAGAAGCUGCCAAACUGGAGAUUAAUGUGUUGGAGAAAAUUAUAGAGCGAGAUCCACACAACAAGAAACACUGUGUGCAGAUGCUGGACUGGUUCAACUUCUAUGGCCACGUGUGCAUCUCCUUCGAGCUGCUGUCUCUCAGCACCUUUGACUUCUUGAAGGCAAACAGCUUCCUGCCUUAUCCUAUUAACCAGAUCCGACACAUGGCCCAGCAGAUCUGUCACGCUGUCAGUUUUCUCCAUGACAACAAGCUAACUCACACCGACCUGAAGCCUGAGAACAUCCUGUUUGUUAACUCAGAGUACUCCAUCGUAUACAACACCGAGAAGAAGUGCAAUGAGAGGAGAGUAAACAACACAACAGUUCGCCUCAUUGACUUUGGCAGCGCCACCUAUGACCACGAACACCACUCUACGCUCAUCUCCACCCGUCACUACAGAGCCCCGGAGGUCAUCAUGGAGCUGGGGUGGAGUCACCCGUGUGACGUCUGGAGCAUCGGCUGCAUCCCGUGGCACGGACCUUAUCUGCUUGACAUGGGGGUUCACUUACAGACACAUGACAACAGGGAGCACAUGGCCAUGAUGGAGAGAAUACUGGGACCAAUUCCUCAGAGAAUGAUCCGCAAGAGCAGGAAACAGAAGUACUUCUAUCAUGGGCGUCUAGACUGGAAUGAACACUCCAAGUCCGGACGCUAUGUGAAAACCAAAUGCAAACCACUGAGAAAAUACCUGAUGUCUCAUGGGAGAGACCAUCACAACUUUUUUAAUCUGGUGGAGACGUUGCUCGAUUACGAGGCUUCCAAACGCGUUUCCCUCUCCUCCGCUCUGAGCCAUCCCUUCUUCACGACCUCCAGUGACCCGGGGAAGAGACAGAGCUGGAGAAACAGCUGUGAUCUGGGCCGAUGACAUUCACGUCUCAGUCAUCUCCUCAGUGUAGAAACUGAAAAACAAAAG
Messenger RNA from Cynoglossus semilaevis (tongue sole), 1663 nucleotides. RefSeq names its product dual specificity protein kinase CLK2-like. Gene Ontology annotation, biological process: peptidyl-tyrosine phosphorylation; regulation of RNA splicing. Bases 431 to 1615 code for a protein of 394 amino acids. The transcript is spliced from 11 exons. Gene Ontology annotation, cellular component: nucleus. The record is from RefSeq and is a predicted model, not a curated record. Gene Ontology annotation, molecular function: protein tyrosine kinase activity; protein serine/threonine kinase activity; ATP binding. Lineage: Eukaryota; Metazoa; Chordata; Actinopteri; Pleuronectiformes; Cynoglossidae.